Messenger RNA from Bufo gargarizans (Asiatic toad), 746 nucleotides. RefSeq names its product cathelicidin-related peptide Oh-Cath-like. Gene Ontology annotation, cellular component: extracellular region. The transcript is spliced from 5 exons. The coding region runs from base 36 to 521 and encodes 161 amino acids. NCBI's taxonomy places the organism in Eukaryota, Metazoa, Chordata, Amphibia, Anura, Bufonidae. Gene Ontology annotation, biological process: defense response. The record is from RefSeq and is a predicted model, not a curated record.
GUGCGGAGAGGACAUUUCCUCUAAGACAGGCCAAGAUGAGGAGCUGGUGGCUGUCUCUGCUGCUCGUCUCUGCUGUCACAUUACACGGCUGUCUCUCUGACACUGCAGAACCUGAGGUCCAAGAUGGAAGAUCUAUAGGAGACGUCAUUGACCUCUACAACCAGAGGGAGGGGGUCACAUACUUAUAUAAAUCCCUGGACCAGCUGCCCCCUGUUCCACUGGAGGAAGAUAAAAAUCUGAACAGAAGACGCUUUAUCAUUAAAGAGACGGUGUGCCUCAAAUCCGAGAAUCCUGAUUUAUCGCAGUGCGAUUUCAAGCACGACGGAGAUGUGAAGAUCUGUUCUCUGGAUCUGGUUGAUGAGGAUCCUGAGGAUAUAAUGUGCACCAGUCUGAACAAGGUAGAUUAUUUUUUCAGACUCCAUCAUUGUUCCAGCAGUAGUACAAGGGAGACAUGUGUAGAGGCCUCUUCCAAGCUCCAUCUCUACUCCACCGGUAUAGAAUGUCCGUAUCAAAAGGAAUGAGAAAAAGAAAUGUGAGGAGCCUGAAAAAAAAAAACAGUGUCCGAGACCAGGAGCAUGUAGUGUCAUCUCUGUAUCCAUCAAUGAGUGAAACCAUCUGUCCUGUUUGUAGCAAAGUCAGAGACGUAGCAGAGCUAGAGAUGUAGAGCGCCCACAUCAUGUAAAUUCUGUUUAAGUAAUGAUUCGGCCUGAUAUCCAUAAAUAAAAAUGCUCAUAUCAAACCUUGCA